This is a messenger RNA of Ostrinia nubilalis (European corn borer), 712 nucleotides long. RefSeq lists its product as uncharacterized. The record is from RefSeq and is a predicted model, not a curated record. The transcript has 4 exons. Lineage: Eukaryota; Metazoa; Arthropoda; Insecta; Lepidoptera; Crambidae. Bases 74 to 421 code for a protein of 115 amino acids.
GUGUUUGGUGAUUAUAUUGAUUAUUCUGUAAAUUGCACUUGUACGAAUACUAACUCUAAUAUUUAUCCACAAAAUGACACGAAUAUGCCUUCUAUUUGGAUGCUGUACGAUUUUAAGUCUUGUAGUAAUUGAAACUUCUGCUGAACAAAGUCCAGUGACUUUCACAUUUAAAGAAUAUCAAUACAAGGACUCACCAAAAAAUGAAAUGACGUUUCGGGAGUUUGAAACAGCGUGUGAACAAAGUAGCGCAUGCAAUCACAUGAAUGGUCUUCCAAGGACCCGUUGCGUAAGGGAGUGCGUUUCGCCUUCUUGCUAUAGAGAUCUCUACCAGAAUGACCCGUUAGAAGAUGGAGAAAUCGAUGUUCGACUAAACUCAUUCAAGGGGUGUUUCAUACAAAGGAGUGGCAGAACGAGAAAUUGAUUUUCUCUCAAGUUAAUUUCAUCUCUGAUCUUAUGUGCUAAUAAAAUUAACAAAAUCCGUCGAAAAGUACAGCUGAUCAUUUUGUUAAUAACAAAUGGCGUGUUGAUGAGAAUGAACUUCGUAACAUACGUCAUAAAAGAACGAAAAAUGUAAUGCCUAUUUUGUUACAGAUUCACAUUUUUCUCCUCUCUGCGUAGUCCAUACUUUCAUGUUAUCCUUACCUAUAAGAAAAAAAUAUUCUUUGUUGUGAAGUCAUUCUGUAAUAUUUUAAUGCACAUUGUUCAGUCUAUU